CUGAUGCUCCACUGCUGACUAAGGCAUUUAUACAAUUGGCCCAUUGAUCCUUUGAUGGCCACAUCAGACAUAAAAGGGGACUCAGCAGAGAACAGCCCCAAUCAAAUUACUACAGCCAUGAACGGAAAGAUCAUCUUUUACGAGGAUCGUGAUUUUCUGGGUCGCUCGUAUGAAUGCAGCAGCGACUGCUCGGAGCUCAACUCCCACCUGAGCCGCUGCCACUCUGUGCGCGUCGAGAGCGGGGUCUUCGUGGUGUACGACCAGCCCAACUUCACUGGCCGCCAGUAUCUUCUACGGAAAGGGGAGUAUCCUGAGUACCAGCGCUUGAUGGGCUUCAGUGACUGCAUCCGAUCCUGCAGAAUGAUCCCUACGUACAAUGGCUCCUACAAAAUGAGGAUCUAUGAGAGGGAGAACUUCGCCGGUCAAAUGCAUGAGCUAAUGGACGACUGCGAGUCGAUCCAAGACAAAUACAGCAUGUCCAACAUGCUGUCCUGCCACGUGAUGGACGGCCACUGGCUGAUGUACGAGCAGCCCCGCUACGGAGGCAGGAUGAUGUACCUGAGGCCUGGAGAGUACAAGAGCUUCAGAGACCUCGUUCUCGACAACAUGCGAUUCUCCUCCAUCAGACGAAUCAUGGAUUACUGAAGGCUGUCGAGGCGCUUUUAAUAAACAUUCAUUAAAAAAAGUAUCAACUUGUAAAAACUUCUUAUAGAUGUUAAUGAAAAAUGAAUGGUGGAAGGCUAAUUGAGGGUAUAGUCGUGCAUUUUAUAUAACCAAACACCGGAACAAUCUGAUUGGUUGUAUUUGUUGUAUAUCCAUAUCUGUUAACAGCGCGGUAUUUCACCAUACCUGUAUCUUUGCUUUGACCUAUAGUUAAUUAUUAAUAAUUAACAAUAAUGGUUGUGACAUGCCAAUUGUGCUGGAAAUGCAUUCUGUGAAAAUAAAAAUAAAACUUUAAAAUGUAA
Astyanax mexicanus (Mexican tetra) is the source of this 965-nucleotide messenger RNA. Its product is annotated as gamma-crystallin M3. The record is from RefSeq and is a predicted model, not a curated record. Lineage: Eukaryota; Metazoa; Chordata; Actinopteri; Characiformes; Acestrorhamphidae. Gene Ontology annotation, molecular function: structural constituent of eye lens. The transcript is spliced from 3 exons. Gene Ontology annotation, biological process: lens development in camera-type eye; visual perception. The coding region runs from base 55 to 645 and encodes 196 amino acids.